AUGAAUAUAGUAGUCUGGAACUGUAGGGGCGCUCUGAAGCCCAAUUUUCAGAGUUAUGUUCAGGAUCUUGUGAAGUUUCAUGAUCCAACCUUGUUAGUGGUAAUGGAGACUCGUAUAGGUGGUAGCAGGGCUCGUGAUAUUAUUAACCGGCUUCCUUUUGAUGGCGCAAUUCUUACGAAAACGAUUGGGCGAGCUGGGGGUUUAUGGCUCCUCUGGAACUCAAAUAGAGUGGAAGUGACGCAGCUGGCUUGUUCUAAACUAGAAAUUCACACUGCAAUUAAGGUACGUGCCUCUAGCUCUUACUGGAUGUUCUCUGCGGUUUAUGCUAGUCCUAGGAAUGCGGAAAGGCGCAUUUUAUGGGAUAAUCUCUCAAAUGUUGCCGACCUUCAUAAUUUGCCGUGGGUCAUUGCUAGGGAUUUCAAUGAACCCCUUUCUGGGGAUGAUAAAUUUGGAGGAAGAGUGGUUAAUUCCAGCAGGUCUUUGCUCUUCAAAGAAUGCUUGGAUAAAUGCAACAUGGUGGAUUUAGGAUUUUCUGGUCCAAGGUUCACGUGGACUAAUCGAAGGGAAGUUCAGAAACUCAUUCAAGAGAGAAUUGAUAGAUUUUUUGCUAAUCUGGACUGGUGUCUCCUCUAUCCGGAAGCUCGGGUCACCCAUCUCACUAGAUGUCACUCUGACCAUUGUCCGGUUUUGCUUGAGACUAAUCCUCAAAACAGGGUGCGUCUAAACCGCCCUUUUAAAUUUCAAAAAUAUUGGCUUUCGGAUGUGUCUUUUCCCAGAGUGGUAGCUCAGGCCUGGAACCAGUCUUCACAUCUCCAAGAGGCUACGGAGAGUUUUGCGAAAAAGGCCAAUGAGUGGAAUAGGAACCACUUUGGGAACAUAUUUGCCAAAAAAAACCAGAUAAAAGCUCGGCUGAAUAGGGUGCAGCGGGCUAUGGCUACCAGGCCAUCAAGUUCCCUAGUAGAGCUUGAAAACGAGCUCCUUAAGGAGCUGGAUAAUGUUUUAAACCAAGAGCAUGAGUUGUGGGCGCUCAAGUCUCGAGUUAAUUGA
This is a messenger RNA of Quercus lobata, 1047 nucleotides long. RefSeq lists its product as uncharacterized. The record is from RefSeq and is a predicted model, not a curated record. NCBI's taxonomy places the organism in Eukaryota, Viridiplantae, Streptophyta, Magnoliopsida, Fagales, Fagaceae. The transcript has a single exon. The coding region runs from base 1 to 1047 and encodes 348 amino acids. Gene Ontology annotation, molecular function: catalytic activity.